Molecule: messenger RNA, 1755 nt
Organism: Protobothrops mucrosquamatus (brown spotted pit viper)
Lineage: Eukaryota; Metazoa; Chordata; Lepidosauria; Squamata; Viperidae
Gene: CD96
Product: CD96 molecule
Exons: 13
Coding region: 1-1755 (584 amino acids)
Biological process (GO): cell-matrix adhesion; inflammatory response
Source: RefSeq, a predicted model, not a curated record
AUGACUGUGAUACUAUGCCCACUAUAUUUAUUUGUAGGAUGUACUGCACUUAUAAUUACAAAUGAAAAAACUGUCUGUGCUUUGGCUGGUAGCAGUGUGACUCUAAAAUGCAGCAUCUUGCAAGGAAAAGAAACCCAUGUGACACAGAUUCAGUGGUCUAAGUUUGCUGAUGGUCUUUCAAGAAUAAUAGCUGUAUAUAACCCUCUCUAUGGUACAAAAUAUUCUGAAGCGACCUACAACAAUUCAGCAAGUUUUGAGAAAGGUUUCCAUGAUUGUUUGACUGACUUCAGCAGGACUUCCAAACAGGUUAAUUCUGUAGCAAACAACCUAGAAUGCAAUCAGUGGAUUCUACAACUGAAGAAUGUCACAUUUGAGCUCUCUGGCUCCUAUGAAUGUAUCUUUACCACAUUUCCAUCUGGAACAAGUAGCUCAAAAAUACACCUUUUUGUUAAGAAAAGAGAAUACAAGAAUUCUGUGUUACAAGCUUUACUCAACCAGUCCCUUGAAAUUCCGUGCAUGAACAGUAUGCCUCAUUAUAUAAACCUGACAAAUGCUUCUGUAACAUGGUCAUUGCAGAAAGAAAAUGGAACUGAAAAGAUCCUAAUCAAGAAACAGUCCUAUUACCUUCAAGGCUAUACAGCCAAUAAUCUCACUGUGUACAAGGACAGAAUCCAAAUGAGUUCCAAAAACGCAUUAUUGAUUUCUCCAGUGACAGUUAUUGAUGAUGGCAAGAAGUUUGUCUGUUCAAUUGCUGCUGUCUCCGGAAGAAUUCAGGAAAGUGUCACUCAAGUGAAAAUAUUUGCAAAACCAGAAAUCUCUAUUGUGCUCCAGACAGUUUCCAAAGGAGAGGCACAUUUCACAUGUGAGAUAAAGAAGGCAUAUCCGAAGCCAAAACUUAUGUGGUACAUGGGUGGAAAGAUUCUGAAUGAAAAAUCUGAAGGUUUAUUAAUCAAAAAUAAAGUUAUGAACUGUGUAGGAAGUUUUUACGAGAUGACAUCAUUCUUGUCAAUAUGGAAUAUAACUCAUCCAUUGAUUAAUCAGACCUUCAAAUGCAUGUCUGCAUACCACUUCACUAGAAAUGACAGAAAGAAUUUUUCAUCUAAAGAAAUACUUAUUACUUAUGGAUUUCAGAAUGCAUCAUUGGCAUAUUCAGAAUUCACUAGUCACAUUACUGCCAUUUCAGAUUCACCCACAGAAAGGUUACAGACUACCCUUUCUGAAGCCUCAAAAGCAACUCUAGUAUCAGAUUCCUCUUCAGAAAAACACUUGCAUUCUACUAAAACCUUGCAAAGUGAUACUACAGCAAAGUUAUUUAGUGACUCCACAGUACCACAAAAAUCUACCCAAACCCUGCAAAAUGAUCCUAUUACAGAGUUGUUCUUCAGUGAGUCCACAGUACCUCAAAGUGAGUCCACAAUACCACAAAGAAAUCUGCCCAUCGGAACAGUGAUUGAAGUAACCACAAUAAAUAGUCCUGCUAAUUCAUAUACUAUAAAGAAUGGCCUUGAUACUGGUUCUACAGUGGUUCCAAAACACAGUACAUUUCCAUGGUCAAUAGUUGUGGCAUUUUUGCUUUUUUUCUGCACAUGCUUAAUCAUUUGUGGGAUCAGAAAAUGGUGUCAGCAUCAAAGAGAAAUUAUGAAUAAACCUCCGUCUUUCAAGCCACCUCCUCCACCAGUCAAGUAUUCCUCCAUCCAAGUCUAUAAUGAAAUUUAUUCAUCCUGCGAUGAAUUAGAAAAUCUGAAAUCAACCUGA